AUGGAAAGUCCUGUUUGGAAUUGGCAAAAAAAGGUUAAGAAAGGUUUCGAUAUUCCUGGUGAAACAAAGGAGCAUGGUUUUGGGAUCUUGAUUGUGGCAUUUGAUAUAGGCAAUGAGGUGUUUAGGGAGAUCUCUUUGCCAAACUAUCAACCUGAUGGGAGGCUUCAUACAAACACGGCUGUUACAGUAUUGGGUGAGUCACUUGCUGUAUUGGGUGAGUCAAAAUUGCACAAGUCCUCAAGUAGAUUUGAUAGCAUCAACAGAAGUGGAACCCCAAUCCCUCCUGCUGAUGGAUUCCCAGAGGGAAUCAGACUAGUAGCCACCAUGUCUGACCUGGGUGGUGGACAUGAGAACUUCUUUUGGGAGACUCAGUCAUGUGCUUUUUCGAAUUCGGAUGGUUUGGGUUGUAUCGGUGAAAAAUCUGGUGAGAAGCCGCCACCUGAUUCGAGGUUUAAUACUCAGACACCAACCGGAAAAGAAGUGGAGGAGGUGAUAGCGGUGGCACCAGGAAUGAAACAAGGUGGGGUUGGCAAUAAUGGAAAAGGGCGUGGUGGUGAGGCCAACGAAGGAAAAGGUGGUGGUGAGUCAGAUCAUGAGAUACAUAUAUGGACAGAGAGAGAAAGAAGGAAGAAGAUGAGGAACAUGUUCUCUAAGCUUCAUGCUUUGCUCCCUCAUCUCCCUCCCAAGGCAGACAAGUCUACAAUUGUGGAUGAAGCAGUGACCCACAUAAAAUCCCUACAGCAAAAUCUCCAAAAGCUCCAAAGGCAGAAGCUGGAAAGGCUCCAUGGCUUGACACCCAUGAACUUCGAUGGUCAAUCAUCCAUAAUCACCCCACAAAAGCUUCCCAUCGACUCAAGGGAGGCUUUCAUGGCCGAUCAAGUGUCUUCAAACAACACAAACUCAAACUCAUCCAAUGCACUGCCAGUGUCUCUCUCUCGGUUCCCUCCUCUAUUCCAGACUUGGACUUCUUCGAAUGUGAUCUUGAAUGUGUGCGGUGAUCAUGCGCAGAUCAGCGUGUGCUCGAUGAAGAAAGCUGGACUUUUCACUGCUAUCUGCUAUGUGUUGGAGAAGCACAAGCUAGAUGUUGUGUUUGCUCAUGUUUCAUCGGAUCAGAAUCGGACCAUGUACAUGAUUCAAGCCCAUGCAAGGAUAGCUCCAGAUCAGCUUCCAGAGGCAUUUCCAGUGGAAGAAAUAUACAAACAAGCAGCAGGAGAGAUAAUGGUAUGGGUCUUAGCUCCAUGA
Messenger RNA from Camellia sinensis, 1242 nucleotides. Its product is annotated as transcription factor bHLH95-like. The record is from RefSeq and is a predicted model, not a curated record. Lineage: Eukaryota; Viridiplantae; Streptophyta; Magnoliopsida; Ericales; Theaceae. Gene Ontology annotation, biological process: regulation of DNA-templated transcription; endosperm development. Gene Ontology annotation, molecular function: DNA-binding transcription factor activity; protein dimerization activity.